This is a messenger RNA of Lucilia sericata (common green bottle fly), 3061 nucleotides long. RefSeq names its product putative inorganic phosphate cotransporter (gene dmGlut). The coding region runs from base 505 to 1977 and encodes 490 amino acids. Gene Ontology annotation, cellular component: membrane. Gene Ontology annotation, biological process: transmembrane transport; monoatomic anion transport. The transcript has 6 exons. The record is from RefSeq and is a predicted model, not a curated record. NCBI's taxonomy places the organism in Eukaryota, Metazoa, Arthropoda, Insecta, Diptera, Calliphoridae. Gene Ontology annotation, molecular function: transmembrane transporter activity.
CUUCUCAUUUGAAAUUUAACGUUCGUAAGGCGCGAAUGUGUUUUUUCAAAAGAACAUCAAAAAGAAAAACAUAACAAAAUCGGGGAAAACGAACUUGUAACUGAAAUACAAAUUUGAAAAAAGUGCGCUCACUUUCGCUGGUGCAACCAAGAAAAUAAACGCUUAUAGAUCUUGGAAAGCAGAUCAGUAAGAACUUUUAAAGAAUUUUUUAUGUGAUGCAUACAUACAUAUGUAUAUUUUUAAGUGUUUAGUGUGUUAAAGCAAAUAUAAAGUAAAUUAAAUAAAUUUUUAUAAAAAUAAAUAAUUUAAAAAAAAAUUGCUAAAAAAAAAAAUAAUAAAAUUCUUGAACCAAAGCGGAAGUGUUACAAAUAAAAUAAAACAGGAAAUUUUUUAUUACAAAUACAUAAAUUUCCCCAAAAUAAUUGUGUAAUUACAAACACAAAAAAAAUAUUAAUAAACAACAAAGAAUUUUGAGAACAAAAGAAAUCCAUAACAACUUUAAACAUGACGCAGCAGCAACCGGCCUGGGGCUUAAGCCUCUCGAAAUAUUUUGUUAUACCUCAACGUGUGAUAUUGGCUAUAAUGGGUUUCUUGGCCAUUUUGAAUGCUUAUACAAUGCGUAUCAGUUUAUCGAUUGCCAUCACUGAAUUGGUAGUAAAGAAGAAUCACACUGAAGGUGGGGAUACUGCAGUUUGUCCCGCUGACAAUUUGGAUUCUGAGUCAUCGAGCGGCGGUACCUUUGAAUGGUCCGAAGAGUUACAGGGUUUAAUUUUGUCAUCCUUUUAUAUUGGUUACAUUGUUACCCACAUACCCGGCGGUUUAUUGGCCGAAAAAUUCGGUGGCAAAUGGACUUUGGGUUUAGGCAUCCUCUCCACUGCUUUCUUCACACUCAUCACCCCAGUUGCCAUUACUGAGGGAGGUUCCACCGCUUUGAUUAUUGUUCGUAUCUUGAUGGGUUUGGGCGAAGGUACCACAUUCCCGGCCUUAAGUGUUUUACUUUCACAAUGGGUUCCCAUUAAGGAACGUGGCAAAUUGGGCGCUCUUGUAUUAGGUGGUGGUCAAGUCGGUACUAUUUUGGGCAAUUCGUUAUCAGGUGUUUUACUCGAUGCUUAUGAUUGGCCCGUGGUAUUCUAUCUUUUCGGUGGCUUGGGUGUUGUUUGGUUUAUCUUUUUCUGCUUCCUGUGCUUUAGUGAUCCCGCUUCUCAUCCCUACAUCAAGCCCAGUGAACGUGAAUAUUUGGAACGUGAAAUGGGUUCGAUUGUACGCAAUGAGAAUUUACCACCCACACCUUGGAAAGCCAUUUUAACUAGCAUGCCUAUGAUUGCUUUAGUUUGUGCUCAAAUUGGUCACGAUUGGGGCUUCUAUAUUAUGGUCACAGAUUUACCCAAAUACAUGUCCGAUGUCAUGCAGUUCUCUAUUAAGGCCAAUGGUUUGUACUCCUCAUUGCCCUAUGUCAUGAUGUGGAUAUUUUCGAUUUCUUCUGGUUUCGUUGGUGAUUGGUUGAUGACUAGAGGCAUUUUGAAUAUUACCAAUACACGUAAAUUAAUGACAGGAAUUGCUGCCUUUGGUCCCGCUAUUUUCAUGGUAGCCGCUUCUUAUGCUGGUUGUGAUCGUGUUGCCGUUGUUGUGUUGUUUACUAUUUGCAUGGGUCUGAUGGGUGCUUUCUACGCUGGCAUGAAAUUAAGUCCUCUUGAUAUGAGUCCCAAUUAUGCUGGUACCUUGAUGGCCAUUACAAAUGGUAUUGGUGCCAUAACAGGAGUAAUUACUCCAUAUUUAGUGGGUGUAAUGACACCGAAUGCCACUUUAUUGGAAUGGCGUUUGGUAUUCUGGGUGGCCUUUGCCGUCCUUGUUGUUACUGCCAUUAUCUACAGCAUAUGGGCUUCUGGUGAGGUUCAACCCUACAAUGAUCCCCAACCCAAGCAUAAGGACUUUGAAGCCGAAGAACGUGCCGAAAAACAAAGAAAAGAGAAAAUCUAAGACUGUGUUACAGUAGGCUGCAAACAUUUAGUUAAAAGUUAAGUUUUCUUUUUUGUUAGAAAAAAACACUAAACUUUACGAUUUUUGUAAAUAUCAGGAAAAAAAUAGUAAGAAUGAACAACUCUAUUACAUAUUUUAAAAACGGUACCAAAUUUGUAUUUAAGCGAACGAGACAAAAAAUUACAGCAAAAAUUUAAUUUAACAGUAUUUAUUUUUCCUUGUAAUUCUGAUAUCGUUAUAAUGAAAAUUGCAACUAAAACUUUAAAGUUACUUAUGGACUCUAAUAAUAAGUAAAACAAAAGUGCCUUUAAGAAAAUACGAAAUUUUGUAUGUAAUUUUUUUAGAAAUUUUGUCUAAAUAGUAUUUAAAUGUAUUAAUUAAUUCAUAAGAUUAGUUAUAAGAAUAUUAGAGUAAUAAUAUUGAAACUCAUUGCAAAAAAUGGGUAAAAAACAACAUCAAAACAUCUGGUUUGAAUGAUUAAAAUAAUGACAAUGAACCCAAUUCCGCAAAAACUUCCACAAUUUACAUUUUUAAAUAUAUGUAUCUUAAAUAUAUUUAAACCUACAUACAUAUGUUUAACAAUUUAUUAAAAACGCUAUCCAUCAAUGCAGCGGAAACGUUUAAACUCGUAUUUACACAGAUCGAAUUCAGAACUAAUGUUCAAACCAGUUGUAUUGAAUUUUAAAAAUAAUGCUGAUUUAAAUACAGUAAAUGUAUGUGAUAUUCUUUUUUAGCAUAAUUUACUAAAAAAAAUAUUUUGAAUUACUAAAUAUUAUAUAUGUAUGUAUAUAAAACAAUUUAUUUUUAAAUUGUUCUAAAUGCAAUUAACAUAUCAAUAAUGUAUUUGCAGCAUUUAAUAAUUAAAAAAACACUGUUCUAAAUCAUUUACACACUCUAUUGUUAAAAACUCUUUGCCUUUCCAUAUCACUUUUUCAAAUGCGAAUUUAUUGUUAUAAUUAAUUAAUUUAAUAGUCAUACCUAAUAACUAAGAGCAGGGUUUUUAUAACUGUAUAAUUCAAUUUAGAAUAAAAAUUUAGGUUCCUCCCUUUUGUUAAAUAAAUAAAUGUUGUUAAAUAUAUUUAAA